AUGUUGGGGAAUACUUCUCUGCCCAUCUUAAAAUCAGUUGAAGAUUUUCCUGAUGAGUCGAGAAGUGUUGAUUCCUUCCGCAAAAGAAAGCUCAAAUUGCUGCAAGAUGGUCGCUUGUUGUUAGUCCUUCGUUAUCCUCGGGUAUCCAGUUUGAUCAGAAGAGCAAUCUUGGGAGAACUGAUAAGUUUAAAUGAGCCCGGGAAGCCUGGAUACUUUGACGCCAUUCAUAUAACUUCUCAGCUAAACCGUUUCUCAAGAUACGAGUUUAGCUCAGAAAAACUGAAAUCGAAAACCUGCAACUUUGGUUCGUACCUUGAUGAGCUCGAGGAGGAUGGUGCAAACACAUUUAACAGUUCUGAAUUCUGCCAGGUUCUGCGUCGUUUCACUUAUCCUGGAGGACAUUUUAAGAUCGCACUAAACUGGAGAUUUACCAGCAGGUGUUUUUUCGGGUCUUCCCUCCCAGGAGAGGAGAUUAAAACAAUUGAAAGGAGUUGCAACAAUGUCUGGCUCACUAUGCAAAACAUCAUAUGCGAUCAGGAAAUGAACAGUGCCAGGGUUGCUGCAGUAAUGAGAGUAAGUCCUAAAUGGUUGGCUCAAGACAGAGCAGCUACAAUGAACGGCUUGUCAGGAAUGACAAUGUCUAUUGAAGGGACAUGGGAUGCCUCGAAAGGACAACUUUGCAUGGUCGGGUGUCCUGGAAUUGCUAAUUCAGGACUCGAAGGAUGUGAUUCUCGUAUCUCACUGUACUUUCCUCAAUCAUUUUCCAUUAGGCAGAGGAGCAUCAUUAUAGGAAGAAUAUCUAGCAUUAAAAGCAAUUCAUAUGAGCCUUUACUCUUUGAUUCAGAGGUGCGUCGUUCUGAUCUUGAAAAUGAUUAUGACCAGUAUUUUAGGUCUUACAUUUCAUAUAAUUAUCCAAAGAUUGAACUUGCUGGAGCUAUUAAGGGAAGGAAUCGGCUACCUAGAUUAGUCACUAUUAUCAAGCAAUUGUUCCUGAGUUAUCCAGAUGGAUCAAGCCUCCUCACUAGAUUCAAAUCUGAGAUUAGGCGUAUUUCUUAUGAUCUUUCUUUCUCUUGCUAUGGAGUUCCUUUACCCUUUUAUAAAAACUAUACCCCGGUCACAUUCAUGAUACUAGAUGUGCUGACACUGGGUCCUAUAAUCAGUGGUGAUAAUCUCUGGUUGUAUUGGAAUUGGAACAGUUCAAAGUAUGAGGUUAACAUGUCGAAGUCUGAGGUCCUGAACAUUUCACUCUCUCUCACGUUCACUGAAGGACCCAUAAAAUAUGAAGAGAUAACUUACAAAAACAUAUCCACGUUGUUUUUGGAGGGUCUGUACCAUGUGGCCAUUGGUGAGAUGCACUUAAUUGGUUGA
Oldenlandia corymbosa var. corymbosa is the source of this 1368-nucleotide messenger RNA. The record is from the annotation of a GenBank genome assembly. NCBI's taxonomy places the organism in Eukaryota, Viridiplantae, Streptophyta, Magnoliopsida, Gentianales, Rubiaceae.